AGUUCUGAGGUGAAGGGCGUCAAGAAGGGCGUCUUGAAACGUAAGCCCGACCAGCCCAUGAAGCUUUCACAGGCUUUUCGCGCGGCAGCAAAGCAAGGUAUCAAGCUCCUGGGCUCCGUCAAGUGCAUGCGCAAGUCCUGCUCCACAACGCCAGACAAGGUCGAGAAGUGGGGCGCUUACGAAGAGAGUAAAGCCAAGGAUGGGACCUGGCUCUCGAAACCCACAGGGCCCAUCUGCGGAGGCUGCCAAGACCACUGCUGGUUUGGGUGCGAGAACGUAGGUACACCGCAGGAAGUGCUCCAGAAGUGCAACGGUGAUAAGGACUUCGACACUGACUUCUCCAUUUCGCUUCGCUUGAGGAAGAAACGCCUGCAGCUUUUCUACCCGUCCAACGUGUGCCGCAGUGAGAAGCGUUCCUUCAUGGCCAUCUCGCGGUAUCGAGGUCUCCGCCCAACCGAGUUCGAACGGAUCUUCAAGAAAUCCCCUGUCGAGGCGGGUCGUAAACUUCAGGACUUGCUUGACCCCCACACGAACGAGAAGUGCAAGGGCGUGCUGCUGAAGGACAGCACGCAGAUCGACCCGUCUAUUGGCAUCGAGUACGAGAUGAGCGUUGAAAUCGAGACGAGCGAGACAGAGUUCAAGCUCCACCAGUCGCAGCAGCGGCGCCAGGCCCAGGCUCGCGAGUACUUCGAUGAGAUGAAUCGCCCAUCAGGCCUCGAGUGCGAUGAGGCCAGGAAGCUCCGCAUUUGCUCCGACACGUACGAGGAUAUCAAGGCCCACGUCGAGGCUGGAGGAGUCGAAGUGCCUGCAGCGGAAGAUGAGGACCUUGCAGGAGAUGAUGACCAACAGGAUGAGGAUGAUGCGGUUCCUGGCGCCGCCAAGAGCGAGGCUGGCGGCGAGGGGUCCAUCGCGCAGUCGCCUGCGAUCAGGGGCUUCUCGAACCAGCUCGUGGUAGACAACGUCACGAUUUACACGGUGAAGAAGGUUCACAUGGCGCUUGGCGCCGAGCAGCUGCAGGCGUUUGACGACGCCGCGUCGGAAACUGGUUUAGGACAAAAGGCGGACAGUGCAACCGCGCGGAUCGACGGCAUCAACCUCACCGUGAUUGCAGCAGGUGCAAAGCGUUUCGGGCACAGGCGCGUCAGGAUGGAGAAGCUGCGCGACGAGAUGUCGAACAGCGACAACAAGAACAAGCGGAUUGAUGCUGCUCGCUUCACUAAGCGGCUGGAGCUCGCAGAUAUCGCCGAGGAUUGCUCCAAGGUGGAAAACAUCAUGGCCUGGGAGAAGCAAGUCCUAGAGAAGAAGAUUCAAGAUUUGGUGGCUGCGGACAUGAACUUCCCUGUGGCGUUGGCUGGGAACCUGGUGGCCAGGGAGCUGCGGGAGAUCGGCGAGCAGGUCGUCACGGAUGGGGUCAACAUCGAGGACUUUUGCCGCGUCGGCCUGCCGUGGGACGUCUCGGCG
Molecule: messenger RNA, 1461 nt
Organism: Prorocentrum cordatum
Lineage: Eukaryota; Dinophyceae; Prorocentrales; Prorocentraceae
Source: the annotation of a GenBank genome assembly